Molecule: messenger RNA, 1188 nt
Organism: Gregarina niphandrodes
Lineage: Eukaryota; Apicomplexa; Conoidasida; Eugregarinorida; Gregarinidae
Product: DEAD box ATP-dependent RNA helicase
Exons: 1
Coding region: 1-1188 (395 amino acids)
Cellular component (GO): nucleolus; catalytic step 2 spliceosome
Molecular function (GO): ATP binding; RNA helicase activity; mRNA binding
Source: RefSeq, a predicted model, not a curated record
AUGCCAGUGCUGGAGGAUGAGGGAGGCUCCGGUUAUGAGUGCAGUGAGGAGUGUAAGAUGAUAAAGUCGUUUGACGACCUGGAUUUGAAGCCGGAGCUCUUGCGGGGUUUGAUGUCAUAUGGUUUGGAGAAACCGAGUGCAGUCCAGCAGCGCGCAAUUUGGCCAAUAUUAACAGGUCGCGAUGUGAUAGUGCAAUCGCAGUCUGGUACUGGCAAGACCUGUGUGUUUUGCCUGGGUAGUCUGCAGUGCAUUUCGGUGACAAAGAAGAAUCCCCAGGUGAUCAUCUUAUCGCCCACGAGGGAAUUGGCGGAGCAGUCGCAGAAGGUCUGUCUUGCGCUUGGUGAUUAUUUAAAUGCGCAAGUACAUUGCUGCAUUGGCGGGAAAAGUGUGCGCGAUGAUGUCAGCGCAUUAGAGGCCGGUGUACAGAUCGUUAGCGGUACCCCCGGACGCGUGUUCCAUAUGAUUAGCUUACGACAUUUGAACUGCAAGGAUGUCAAGAUGCUCGUUUUGGACGAAGCCGAUGAGAUGUUGUCCAGAGGUUUCAAGACCCAGGUUUAUGAAAUCUACAGACACCUACCGCCAGACCUACAAGUAGUGCUGGUCAGCGCCACACUGCCACAUGAGGUACUAGAACUUUCCACAAAGUUUAUGAAAGACCCCUUCAAGGUUUUGGUAAAUCGCGAUGAACUGACUUUGGAGGGCAUUCGUCAGUUCUUUGUCAGUGUUGAGAAGGAGGCCUGGAAAUUUGAUACCCUCACAGAUUUAUACGACACUCUUGUCAUCACUCAAGCUGUCGUAUUUUGUAACACCACGGAGAAAGUGGAUUGGUUGGCCCAGAAAAUGACCCAACUGAAUUUCACUGUCGUAAAAAUGCAUGGUUCAAUGCCUCAGGCAGAACGCGACGCGGUGAUGGCUCAGUUCAGACGAGGUGACAAACGAGUACUUAUCACUACCGACGUUUGGGGCCGAGGUAUCGACGUCGCUCAGGUGAGUCUUGUUAUCAACUACGACCUCCCCACCAACCGUGAACUAUAUAUCCAUCGCAUCGGACGUUCUGGACGAUUUGGCCGCAGGGGAGUUGCAAUCAACUUUGUCAAAAAUGAAGACGUCCGCAUCUUGAGGGAUAUCGAGCAGUAUUACUCCACUCAAAUCGACGAAAUGCCGAUGAAUGUCACUGAUCUCAUUUAG